UUUAAAUAAAAAUACAGGUAUUCAGAGUUUUUACAGCCUUUUGAGGAAAAUCGAAUUGAAUCAGUGUACUGUUUGACCUCCUUUGUGAAAACCAAGAUGUUCGGCUUUUUACCUGGAAAUUUUCUUCUAUGAAGAUGAAAUUUAGCCAAUAAAAUUUAUAUGAAAUUUAGCCAAAACGAUUUGUGAUUUAGAGCUGAUAACUCAAUUUAGAUUUAUCUUCCAGUAUUCCAAACAGUACAUGUUUACAAAAUAAUAUAACAUUUUCAUGAAUAUGGCUUGUGAGACAGAUGAGUUUCACAAAAAGGCAACAUAAGUCUCAGGGGAAUUAUACUAAAAUGUACAACUGGUAUGAAUAUCCACAGACAUUUUGUACCAUCUCAGAUCUACUGAUGCAUGAUGUCACCGUGGAGGCGGGGUUAUGCAGAUGAAGGAGAAGAAGGAAAGGGAGGAUGUGAGCCUCCCAUCACCCCCCAACCCUCACCAUCGUCAUCCUCUAAGGUGUGUCUGCGCCGCUGGAGCUGCAGACAGACAAGACAGACUGCCGGUGCACCGACUGGACGCGACCUCUUCUCUCUGUUUCAGUCCGGGAUAAACGGAUCAUGGCGUCAAAAUGUCCAAAAUGUGACAAGACGGUGUAUUUCGCGGAGAAGGUGUCGUCUUUAGGGAAAGACUGGCACAAGUUCUGUCUGAAAUGUGAGCGCUGCAACAAGACGUUGAAUCCCGGAGGCCACGCUGAGCAUGAUGGGAAGCCUUUUUGUCACAAGCCCUGCUACGCCGCCCUCUUUGGACCAAAAGGAGUGAACAUAGGCGGAGCUGGAUCCUACGUGUACGAUACUCCCGUCAACGAAGCCCCUGCAGCCGUUUCCAUGGAAACAGAUGCCAAACCAGAGGAGGAGAAAAGAGCCCCCGCUCGGGGACCAGUGAAGGCUGCAAGCUUCUCAUCUUUCUCCGGAGGACCCAACACCUGCCCCAGAUGCAACAAGACGGUGUAUUUCGCUGAGAAAGUGUCUUCUCUCGGGAAGAACUGGCACCGGCCCUGUCUGCGCUGUGAGAGAUGCAGUAAGACUCUGGCUCCCGGCAGCCACGCAGAGCAUGACGGACAGCCGUACUGCCACAAACCCUGCUACGCUGUGCUGUUUGGACCUAAAGGUGUCAACACCGGAGGUGUCGGCAGCUACAUCUACGACAAUCCUGAAGCUGAGGCGCAGCCUUGAGCCCUGACGCUGCCUCCAACGCCCUGAGAAAGAAACACCUCCAGGACCCUAAAUGUCUCUUUGAUUUGCCUUCUACAGUCAUGGUGACAAACGAUAUGUACUGCACUCACAGGGAGGGAUGUUUAGAUCUUUAUGUUGUAUUUGUAUAUUGUUUAUAUAUCUAUUUUUUGUACUGAAACAAACCUUUAAUAAGUCCUCCCACGUGAGUUUCAGAUUUGCCUUUUAAGUUUCUUGGUUCUCUUUGCCAAAUAAUUAACCUGCUAUGUAGUGGAUUAAAGCAGCUGUGUUUUUUCACUCAUGAUUAGUAGUUUUUCAGACUUUUGUGCACUAACGAGAUGUACUGUACGAAAAAAAAAAGUACAAGCCCAACAAUUUAGUGUCAGUGUUUCUUGGAUGAGAUCAUCCGGGCUCUAGAAAGAAUGAUGACUGUGUAGACGUAGCUAAGACAUGCACAUAGACGUGGAUUUUACUGAAUGUUAUGAAGGUGUGUUUGGGGUCUGUUGUGAGCAAAAAGUGGUCAAUCUGCUCAUCACGUUUUCUACAGUAAAACUGUGUUAUACAAAAACC
Molecule: messenger RNA, 1781 nt
Organism: Thunnus maccoyii (southern bluefin tuna)
Lineage: Eukaryota; Metazoa; Chordata; Actinopteri; Scombriformes; Scombridae
Product: cysteine-rich protein 2-like
Exons: 8
Coding region: 600-1214 (204 amino acids)
Source: RefSeq, a predicted model, not a curated record